ACUAUUGAUGCUCAACAGUUAAUUUUAAGAUCCGCUCCUCCUUGUGUCAGUAUGAAGAUCGCUGGCUUCUAUCUUCUUCUAACACUAACUCUAUCAAUUUGUGAAGAAGACUUUUAUUGUGAAUGUGAUGAUGAAUGCCCUGAAAUGGAAUACUGCGAAUUCGGUGAAGUCCCUGACGUCUGCGAAUGUUGUUUCAUGUGCGCUAAGGGUGAAGGGGAGAGCUGUGGAGGGAUGUAUGGCCUGGCAGGUACAUGUGCUUGGGGACUCUAUUGUCAAGCUCACCCAAAGUAUCCACAGCUACCCGGUCUUUGUGUCUCAUAACGUAUCCAUUCAUUUUAGUGGUAUUUUUAUUUUAAUAAUAAAUUCAAUAAUAUGAAGAUAGAA
This is a messenger RNA of Parasteatoda tepidariorum (common house spider), 384 nucleotides long. RefSeq names its product single insulin-like growth factor-binding domain protein-2. The record is from RefSeq and is a predicted model, not a curated record. Gene Ontology annotation, molecular function: insulin-like growth factor binding. Gene Ontology annotation, biological process: regulation of signal transduction; regulation of cell growth. NCBI's taxonomy places the organism in Eukaryota, Metazoa, Arthropoda, Arachnida, Araneae, Theridiidae. Gene Ontology annotation, cellular component: extracellular region.